Messenger RNA from Dissoconium aciculare CBS 342.82, 831 nucleotides. Its product is annotated as thioredoxin. NCBI's taxonomy places the organism in Eukaryota, Fungi, Ascomycota, Dothideomycetes, Mycosphaerellales, Dissoconiaceae. Gene Ontology annotation, molecular function: 2 iron, 2 sulfur cluster binding. The record is from RefSeq and is a predicted model, not a curated record. The transcript is spliced from 2 exons. The coding region runs from base 1 to 831 and encodes 276 amino acids.
AUGGCACCGCAAUGUGCAGUGAAGCCGAUUGCCUCCACGGCCGAGUUCAAGCAACACAUUUCAGAACUUCCGGCCGAUUGUCUAGCCGUCAUCUACUUCCAUGCCUCUUGGGCAGAGCCUUGCAAAGUGAUGUCCAAAAAACUUGACGAAUUAGCCCAGGAGUUCACGAUUACCGACCCGCCACAGAUCACCUUUCUAGCACUCGAAGCCGAGGAUCUCUAUGAGACCAGUGAAGAGUACCGGAUUACACAGGUUCCUUCUGUGAUAUUGCAGCGAGACAGCAACAUACUGGAGAUCGUAAAGGGUACUGAUGCGACCAAAGUGGGUGAUGCAGUUCAUAAACAACUGGGACAAUCAGCGCCCGGAACUGUAAAUCGAACGGGUCUGCCACCGGCUCAACAGCUUACUCGCCCGCCUGCUCCACCAGCUGGGGCUCCGGCAGCGUCCAACAGCGAUGCCAAAGAGAACGGAUCGUCUGCGGUUGAGGACACGAAGGAGAGGUCAAAGGAGGAGUUGGACGCACAUCUCAAACAGCUGGUCAGCGCAGCGCCUGUCAUGCUUUUCAUGAAGGGCACUCCAAGCGCGCCGCAAUGUGGAUUUAGUCGCAAAACGGUAGCGAUCCUGCGAGAGAACGGCAUCAAGUACGGCUUUUUCAACAUCCUGGCCGACGAUGAAGUCCGACAAGGCCUGAAGGAAUUCAGCGAGUGGCCGACUUUUCCCCAGGUCUACGUUGAUGGAGAAUUUGUCGGUGGCUUGGACAUUCUGAAGGAGGAAUUUGAGAACGAUCCGGAGUUCCUCAAGGACUAUUCCGUGAACAAGGUUGCCGCAUGA